Mesocestoides corti is the source of this 1956-nucleotide messenger RNA. The record is from the annotation of a GenBank genome assembly. NCBI's taxonomy places the organism in Eukaryota, Metazoa, Platyhelminthes, Cestoda, Cyclophyllidea, Mesocestoididae.
AUGGGCGUUCAGUCACGAAGCCGCACUUGUACGGAACCAGUGCCGUCCUUUGGCGGUCAUUUGUGUCGUGGCAGUGCUAAAGAACGCCGCACCUGCUCCAUACCUUUCGUAGAUGACGGGGAGCCCUGUCCUCGUGUGCUUGGUGGUGAAACGGGCAGUGGAGGUGCUAGUACAAGCUGGUCCACGUGGUCCAAAUGGUCUGAAUGCCUGGUUGACUGUUCAGUCGACGAUGACGUCGGCAAGAGCGGACAACGUCGUCGAACGCGAAAUUGCAUGGUUGAGCGCAAUGGAAAGCGCAUCGCUGCACAGUCCCUACACCAAAACCGCCUCAUGUUUGGCAACCUGAUUGGUGAGGUUCGCGGACGCUUGGGCGGCAAGCUGCUGAGUGGAAUCAAGGUGGUCGGAAAUUGGUCCGCUGUCUCUACGAAAGCGACUAGUUUCCAAAUUGAAUUCCACAAUGUGCCUCCCGAACACUCACUAUGUCUUCAGGUCCUUUCUGAAAUAGUCUCGCCUGUUUUCUGGUAUGCGGCGAAGGAAAUUGAACAGGCCUCUAACGGGCAGUAUGUAACUGGAAGGAGCGGCGAAUUCACAUGGAACAGUCUGGGCCAGUUCGCUGACAGUUCAAGUGUUCGCCUGGAGCAGUUGCUGCGUCGUGCUGACAGUGGGGAUCACGAUGCUGCGAAAACGAAUGACGUUCUGUUGCGCCUUGAUACAACGAUUGUCGGGGACUGUCCCAUCGCGCUUCGUCCUGACCCCAUAGAAGACGACAGUGUCGUUGCCUGGAGUGCUGGAGCCAAAGUCGAGCUGAAUGACUUUAAAGAGCAGAUCGUCCAGCUAGAUCCGUCUAAAGGCAAGCUUCACGCCUCCUCCUCACGCACCUACGGCGUCGUUGACUGGGCUAGUGGUCGUCGCCUCCUUGAGCCAUACGCCUGGAAUUCUGAGGUGGCAACUUCAGCAGGACGCCGACAACAGUUUCUUUCACAGAACCUAUUUGUGGAUCAGCUAACCGUCUCCAGUGAUCCAGCCAGGGGAGUGAUUUUCGUAUCUGCGGACACUGCAAUUGCAAAAGUGAGCGGCGCUGUGUGCCCUGAAGGCUUCGAGAUUGUUGAGGCGCGUAUGGAUGGGAGACGGCAGCUUCUUGGUGGUGCUACCUUGGACUACUGCAGAGAUGUGAAUGAAUGUUCGAGUCCACGUUUAAAUACUUGUGACCAGAUCUGCGAGAACACCGCACCCGGCUAUCGAUGCAAGUGUCACGAGGGCUACCGCCUCUCACCAGACGGACGGUCAUGUCUAGACAUUGACGAGUGUUCAGAGGGGGAGAACGCUGGUCGUCUGGUCUGUCCUGUUGGACAGCGAUGCGUCAACAAGCCUGGAACAUUCAGUUGUGUCCAGGACUGCGGUGAGGGAUUCCGACUCGCAGCACAUGGCGAAGGCUGUGAAGAUAUCGACGAGUGUCGAUUUGGCAAGAAUGUGUGCGGUGAUCACCAGUGCAUCAACACUUACGGAGGAUAUGUCUGUGCUUGCCGACCCGGCUAUGAGUUAGUCAACAAUCAAUGCCAAGGACGAUUUUGGAUGUAUUUCACCCCACCAGAUGUCAACGAAUGUGAAAAAGGCGAGGCACGUUGUCGUGGCAACGAGGCUUGUGUGAACCUGCCCGGUAGCUAUGACUGUCGCAAAGUCUGCCCCAGAGGAUUUCGGUUUGCAGGAGAACUGGCCAGCGGAGUUCCCAACUGCAUCGAUAUUGAUGAGUGCAGCACGAGCGAGAACCUCUGUCCACCUGAGGCCACCUGCGUCAAUGAGCCUGGUUCCUUCCGUUGCCAGUGUCCAGAUGGUCGGCCGCCUGUUGGACACUCCUGUCUUGGGGCCAAUAGCAGUGCUCUGACAUUGGUGGAGGUUUCCUUCAAGCAGCCACGAAUAAUGCGGCUCAUGGCUGGACCCAGUCCACCACCCACCUAA